AUGGGCUCAGAUAUCCAAGAAAUUUUCGGAAGUCGGUACGAGCUGCCAGAACUGGGGCCGCUCGGAAGCAACGGAAUGGCUCUGCCUCGCGACUUCGAGUUUCCCGUCGCCUCCUUUGACAUGGACAAAUCAGAGUGGGAGAUUGUCUAUAAACUUUCCGGAAAACUAUGGUCAUGCAAGCAGAACCAUACGCCCUUUGAUGUUGUUGCCUGGGACGGCAACUACGUACCCUUCAAAUACGCUGCCGAAAAAUUUGUCAACGCAGCCUUCGUCGAUAAAGAUCAAGCCGACCCAAGUUUGUACACUGUAUUGACAGCAAAGUCCAAGACACCUGGGGUUCCUGCAACAGAUGUCAUGUUCUUCACGCCCAAGUGGUCUUCGGCAACAAACGCCUACCGGCCUCCUGUACUACUACCAUCGAAAUAUGGCAACGGAAGUUGUGGGAUAGUGUACGGCGACUACAAAGGCACGAGUCGCAACUUGGAGGCCGGUGGCCUGAGUUUCCAGUCAAGCUACACACCUCAUGGAGGUAAACUCUUCGCAAGGCCGAGACACAAGUACGGGCACUAA
Messenger RNA from Colletotrichum spaethianum, 570 nucleotides. Its product is annotated as homogentisate 1,2-dioxygenase. Gene Ontology annotation, molecular function: homogentisate 1,2-dioxygenase activity. NCBI's taxonomy places the organism in Eukaryota, Fungi, Ascomycota, Sordariomycetes, Glomerellales, Glomerellaceae. Gene Ontology annotation, cellular component: cytoplasm. The transcript has 4 exons. Bases 1 to 570 code for a protein of 189 amino acids. Gene Ontology annotation, biological process: L-phenylalanine catabolic process. The record is from RefSeq and is a predicted model, not a curated record.